Molecule: messenger RNA, 835 nt
Organism: Erinaceus europaeus (western European hedgehog)
Lineage: Eukaryota; Metazoa; Chordata; Mammalia; Eulipotyphla; Erinaceidae
Gene: YJEFN3
Product: YjeF N-terminal domain containing 3
Exons: 5
Coding region: 1-831 (276 amino acids)
Cellular component (GO): mitochondrion
Molecular function (GO): NAD(P)HX epimerase activity
Source: RefSeq, a predicted model, not a curated record
AUGAGCGCGGCGCGGGCUGCGGCAGGUGCGCAGGCGCCUGAGGAGGAGCGGCGCUUCCUCAGCGCUGUGGAGGCGGCCGCCCUGGAGCGCGAGCUGCUGGAGGACUACCGCUUUGCGCGGCCGCAGCUGGCGGAGCUGUGUGGACAGGCCAGCGCGGUGGCCGUGACCAAGGUCUGGCCGCUGCCCGCGCUCUCCCGCAAGCAGAGGACCGUGCUGGUGGUGUGCGGCCCGGAGCACAACGGCGCGGUGGGGCUGGCCUGCGCCCGACACCUGCGGGUGUUUGUGAGUAGCGGGGACCCCGGCGGGUGGGGUGUGGGGGCGUCCGCCACGCUGACCGCCUACCCCCCAGGAGUACGAGCCCAGCGUCUUCUACCCCACGCGCUCGCCCGAGCCGCUGCACCGCGACCUGACCACUCAGUGCGAGAAGAUGGACAUCCCCUUCCUGUCCUACCUGCCGGCCGAGGUCCGGCUCAUCAACGACGCCUACGGGCUGGCGGUGGACGCCGUGCUGGGCCCAUGUGUGCAGCCGGCUGCCAUGGGGGCGCCCUGUGCGCGGGCGCUGGCGACGCUCAAGCUGCUGUCCAUCCCGGUCGUCAGCCUGGACAUCCCCUCAGGCUGGGACCCAGAGACAGGCGCGGCCGAGGACGGGCUGCGCCCCGACGUGCUGGUGUCGCUGGCGGCCCCCAAGCGCUGCGCCCGCGGCUUCUCGGGACGACACCACUUCGUGGCCGGCAGGUUCGUCCCCGACGACGUGCGGCGCAAGUUCGCGCUGCGCCUGCCCCGCUACGCCGGCACCGAGUGCGUGGCCCCCCUGUCCCCCCAAUAAACUAAAGGC